UUUUUUUUUUUCUUUUUCUCCCCACAGGAAUCAAGCAUGAUGGGACUAUGUGUGAUACUUGUCGACAGCAACCCAUCAUUGGCAUCCGAUGGAAAUGUGCUGAAUGCACAAAUUAUGACUUGUGCACAGUUUGCUACCAUGGGGACAAACAUCACUUGAGGCAUCGGUUUUACAGAAUUACUACACCAGGAAGUGAAAGGGUAUUGUUGGAGUCUCGCCGUAAGUCAAAGAAAAUUACAGCAAGAGGAAUCUUUGCAGGUGCCAGGGUGGUGCGAGGAGUUGACUGGCAAUGGGAAGAUCAAGACGGUGGCAAUGGGCGUAGAGGAAAGGUAACUGAAAUCCAAGAUUGGAGCGCGUCUAGUCCGCAUAGCGCAGCAUAUGUUCUUUGGGACAAUGGUGCUAAAAACCUUUACAGAGUCGGCUUUGAGGGCAUGUCUGACCUGAAAUGUGUCCAAGAUGCAAAAGGAGGCUCUUUCUACAGGGACCAUUGUCCUGUGUUAGGUGAGCAAAAUGGUAACAGAAACCCUGGUGGGCUGCAAAUAGGUGACCUUGUAAACAUAGACCUUGACUUGGAAAUUGUACAGUCUUUGCAGCAUGGUCAUGGAGGAUGGACCGAUGGCAUGUUUGAAACUUUAACAACAACUGGAACAGUGUGUGGCAUUGAUGAGGAUCAUGACAUUGUAGUACAGUAUCCAAGUGGCAACAGGUGGACAUUUAAUCCAGCUGUUCUCACCAAAGCCAAUGUUGUCCGAAGCGGAGAUGCCGCUCAAGGUGCGGAAGGAGGUACCUCUCAAUUUCAAGUGGGUGACCUUGUUCAAGUAUGUUAUGACUUGGAGCGAAUCAAGCUUCUUCAGAGAGGUCAUGGAGAGUGGGCUGAAGCAAUGCUUCCAACUUUAGGUAAAGUCGGUCGGGUCCAGCAGAUCUAUUCAGACAGUGACUUAAAGGUAGAAGUUUGUGGGACAUCUUGGACGUAUAAUCCAGCAGCUGUCUCAAAGGUGGCAUCAGCAGGAUCUGCUAUAAGUAAUGCAUCUGGCGAGAGAUUGUCCCAGCUAUUGAAGAAAUUAUUUGAAACCCAAGAAUCUGGAGAUCUCAAUGAAGAAUUGGUUAAAGCUGCUGCCAAUGGAGAUGUUGCUAAAGUGGAAGACUUGCUAAAGAGACCAGAUGUAGAUGUGAAUGGACAAUGUGCUGGACACACAGCUAUGCAAGCUGCUAGUCAGAACGGCCACGUCGACAUUUUGAAGUUGCUCCUGAAACAGAAUGUGGAUGUAGAAGCAGAG
Mesitornis unicolor (brown roatelo) is the source of this 1277-nucleotide messenger RNA. Its product is annotated as E3 ubiquitin-protein ligase MIB1-like. Gene Ontology annotation, biological process: protein ubiquitination. Gene Ontology annotation, cellular component: cytoplasm. NCBI's taxonomy places the organism in Eukaryota, Metazoa, Chordata, Aves, Mesitornithiformes, Mesitornithidae. The transcript has 9 exons. The annotation marks the transcript as partial. The record is from RefSeq and is a predicted model, not a curated record. Gene Ontology annotation, molecular function: protein binding; zinc ion binding; ubiquitin-protein transferase activity.